Messenger RNA from Racocetra persica, 312 nucleotides. The record is from the annotation of a GenBank genome assembly. Lineage: Eukaryota; Fungi; Glomeromycota; Glomeromycetes; Diversisporales; Gigasporaceae.
UCGAAUCAACAGAGUUUGAUAACUCUAAAUGUAUUCAAGAUAUAGAAAGUGAUCAAUCGAUCUUAUCAUUAAUGCAUGUCGCAUAUGCUUGUGUCGAAAAUUUACUUUGCGUGUUAUUUCAAUUUUUUCAAAUAUAUUUUGGUUUCAAUGCGUUAUUCCACGAACAAUCGUUUCAACUUAUAGCUAUCGUAGUAUUUGAUCUAGGAUGGGCCUUGUAUGGAAUUGGCCAAGCUCUUAUGAUUAAAUAUUUUCGGGAUCGAAUUGAAGCAAUUCCUUCAUGUCAACAAUUUCCCCAAUAUGAUCUCACUUUUC